This is a messenger RNA of Suillus subalutaceus, 1264 nucleotides long. RefSeq lists its product as uncharacterized. Bases 295 to 1185 code for a protein of 296 amino acids. Gene Ontology annotation, biological process: NAD+ biosynthetic process. Gene Ontology annotation, molecular function: nicotinamide-nucleotide adenylyltransferase activity; nicotinate-nucleotide adenylyltransferase activity. The transcript has 3 exons. Lineage: Eukaryota; Fungi; Basidiomycota; Agaricomycetes; Boletales; Suillaceae. The record is from RefSeq and is a predicted model, not a curated record.
CUUUUCUUGAACGUUUCGUUACUUGUACUGUCUUCGGAUUCGGCACAGGUGGAGCACUUUAGGCACUUACAGGGAUCAUAUAAUCAUGCGCGUAUCUUCUGAGUGUUUAUGAGCAUAUGAUAUGUCUUGUAACAGCAAUGUCACCGAGCUCUCAGAAGUUGCCUGUGAUAACCAUUAAGGCGGAGAUCGUGCUAGUCCGUUUUCACUGGGGCAGAAAGGGGGAGUGUUGCUUUCGGCACGUAUGACAGGUCUCAUUAUCAUUUCCACAGAAUCUACACUCCUUCUAGCACCACCAUGGCCGCAGAAAUAUCUGCGCACAAGACGACCGCCUUGAAGAAUCCUUCAAACUAUGCUUUGGCCUCUCAUCGACUCCGUCGCACUCUACAUACCUCCACCAAGCAACCGAUCGUCUUGGUAGCAUGCGGCUCCUUUAAUCCUAUCACAUACCACCACCUCCGGAUGUUUGAGAUUGCGAAGGAUUUCAUUCGGCAGAAUACCAAUUUUGAGAUUGUCGGUGGAUAUCUCAGCCCGGUCAGCGACGGGUACAAGAAAGCGGGUUUAGUCAGUGCACAUGAUCGGGUUAAAAUGUGCACGCUCGCCACAGAGCAGGAGUCGUCAUGGCUAAUGGUCGACUCUUGGGAAGCGUUGCAGAGUUAUCAACGUACAGCUGUUGUACUUGAUCACUUUGAUUAUGAAAUUAACACGGUUGUUGGUGGCGUGUCCACUCGAGAUGGUGAACACCGCGAUGUUCAGAUCAUGCUCCUUGCUGGUUCAGACUUGAUUAGCACCAUGUCUGAGCCGGGCGUUUGGUCUCACGAUGAUCUCGAUAAUAUUCUUGGACGCCAUGGAACGUUUGUCAUUGAGCGCACAGGGGCCGCACUGGAUCAAGCGACUGACAACUUGGCGCGUUGGCGGAACAAUAUCUACCCUAUCGCUCAGCUGGUCCAGAACGACGUUUCCUCGACGAAGGUACGGCUAUUCUUUCGCAGGGGUCUUUCGGUACAGUAUCUCCUCCCAGCGGCCGUCAUCGACUACAUAGAGCAGAACAACCUAUAUCCAGACGACGGACCGUGCAUGGAGAAAGAUAAGGGCAAUGACAGGGAGAGUGGUAGUUCAGAAAGCAACAAUGUCCGCGCUACCCAGUCAACAUUGGGAACGGAUACGACAAGGUUAUCAACCAAUUAGACAUGUAUAAAGAAACCUUAAGCGUGAGUAAAAUUACUAGCUAAAUGAACACCGCUACUGCUGUCAAUGAAAUGAGUCG